GAGUUGUGAACUUGGUGACAGGUGAAACUUUUAAUUGAGUGGAAGGUGGAUGUAAACGGCAAAUUUUCUUUUAUUAUCCUUAUUUAACAUCUUAUAGACAUAGCAUGCUGCACAUUGUUCUUAUAUGGCUAUCAUUUCUUGAUUAUAUUCACUGUUUACCUGAACACAAAUUAAAGAUACCUAAUAGCGAAAAUGUACCUGAUCCUUGUGAUCCUGGCAAAUUUGUAAAGUCCAUUGGUCACUUGAAUUAUGAUGGUGGUGGACCUCUUAAUUCGUUCGGUUCAGAUUUCGAAAGCAAACGGUCUUGGAGUCUACUCUGUCCAUUGGAUAGUGACGGUGAUGGAUUUACUAAUGGUCAAGAAUUAGGUGAUCCUAAAUGCCAAUGGAAAAUAGGUGAUCUACCUGAAAGAAUAUUCAAUAUUACUCAUCCAGGUGUAUGUACUCCUGUGGAUUCAGAGGUUUGUAAGAGACAGAUUAUAUGUAAAACUAAUAUUCAAACACAUUGUGGUUUUACUCAAUUCUCAACUAGUUUAUUAACUUUUAUAACAAUAUUAAUAGUAUUAUUAACAAUAUUGAAAUUUAUUAGUAAUACCGAAUUAAAAUAUCGUUAUGAACAUGAUAUAUGGCCUACAACCUGUUGUCCAUCAUUACCAUAUGAUAAACCUGGCUUUUCUUGGGAUAAUUAAUUUCUUUUAUAAGAUAAAGAAGAAAAAAAAGAAGGUUCGUUUGUUUCUACGAGAUUUUAUUUUGAUAAAAAGGCACAUUGUGUAUAUGUGUGUAUAUGUUUAUAUAGCCUAUAUUAUUAUUAUUAUUAUUAUUAUUAUUAUUAUUAUUAUUAUUUUGUAGUUUCAAUACAAUGAUUUAUUUCGUACCAACAAACUGUGAUAUUUUCUUUAUAGGUCUCUUUUUUUUUGUUUUUAUGAAUUAAUGAGCGAAUUGUGUAGAUUUGUAAUGAUUAUUAUCUUUGUUUCCUAUAUUAUUAUUCCUUUCGCUUUCCCAAGUAGUGUAUACAAUAUUCUCUUUCUGGGCGGAAAUUAUAUAAAUCUUUGUUUUUUGGUUUUGUUCA
This is a messenger RNA of Schistosoma mattheei, 1066 nucleotides long. NCBI's taxonomy places the organism in Eukaryota, Metazoa, Platyhelminthes, Trematoda, Strigeidida, Schistosomatidae. The record is from the annotation of a GenBank genome assembly.